AUGACGGGAACAUCAACUGUUCACUUGAAGGUUCUAAUUCCCUCAAUUGCCGCCGGUGCCGUCAUUGGGAAAGACGGAGAAGCAAUUGAGCGAAUACAAAAGGAAAGUGGAGCCAAGGUGAAAAUGUCUAAACGGAAUGAUUUUUACCCAGGACUGGAAACACGCUGGUACUACUUUCUUGUCGAGCUGAUCCACAAUCCAAUCGGAUUGGGCUGUUAG
Hydatigera taeniaeformis is the source of this 219-nucleotide messenger RNA. NCBI's taxonomy places the organism in Eukaryota, Metazoa, Platyhelminthes, Cestoda, Cyclophyllidea, Taeniidae. The record is from the annotation of a GenBank genome assembly.